Molecule: messenger RNA, 3661 nt
Organism: Pangasianodon hypophthalmus (striped catfish)
Lineage: Eukaryota; Metazoa; Chordata; Actinopteri; Siluriformes; Pangasiidae
Gene: elovl4b
Product: ELOVL fatty acid elongase 4b
Exons: 7
Coding region: 924-1844 (306 amino acids)
Biological process (GO): very long-chain fatty acid biosynthetic process; fatty acid elongation, saturated fatty acid; sphingolipid biosynthetic process
Cellular component (GO): endoplasmic reticulum; endoplasmic reticulum membrane
Molecular function (GO): fatty acid elongase activity
Source: RefSeq, a predicted model, not a curated record
GUAAAAGAGCAGAAACUGAAACACUAACAUCGUCUCAUGCUAAGAAAAAAAUCAGCGUAUAUCCAUUUUCCUCUCAUGCUAACUGACUGUGUGAGCGAGUGUUUGGCAGAAUCGAGGUCUCUCAGCCAAUAAGACACGAGUAUUUCCACGUAUUUUCCGGUAAACGCUGUCUGAUUGCUUUUGUCUCCGUUCACUGAAGAUAAAAUACAACAAUGCUGUCGUCUUUUACUGACGUUCAGUUACGUAGCGACAAACCGCUCCAAGUGGAGAAAUAUUCAGGGCUGAAGAAAAAAUCUUCAGUCCUACAUCCCCGAAUGUCCAGGCCGGGUUACGGCCCUGCGCCGGUUCAUGAGGACGCAGAACCUAAUAUUCAUGUCUCAUUAGUGUUUAUUACUGGAACAUCAGCCACUUUAGGGAAGAAAAAUCUGAUCUUUGAGCAACAGAGAUGCAAAAAAAGUCAAAAUUACAACAUGGCCGCAGCAGAGUCAUGAGACAGCACUAGGGAGCAAGUUCAGCAGCUCUCCUUCAGUUUCAGACACACCCUGAGCUCUCUGCUGCCCGUGACCCCUGUGCAGGGCAGUGGGGUGACAGACUCCGCCCCCGCGCUCGCGCUCGCGCUGCUGAGUUUAACGGAGCGGUUCAGGCGCAGGAGCGAGCGGAGGCGCGCGCAGGGCAUGUGACCGGGUGUCAGGGCUGAAACUAAACCAAAAACACAAAAUUACAACCUGUGUGAAUGUUUCUGGUUUAGCUUCCGGUUUGUGCGCUUUGAUGUUGCCGCGCGCUUUGGGUGUCGGAGAUAUUUAAAGCGCGCGAGAGAGAGAGAGAGAGAGAGAGAGAGAGAGCGCGAGCGGUUCCGCUGCACCGGAUGCGGGUGUAAAGUUACUGACCUGCAGCCAAGAGGAUAAUAAAGUAAGAGUGUUGCCAUGGAUACGGUGCUUCACCUCAUCAAUGACACAGCAGAGUUUUACAAAUGGAGCCUUACCAUAGCAGACAAGCGGGUGGAGCAAUGGCCGAUGAUGUCAUCGCCCCUCCCCACACUGGGCUUUAGCAUGCUGUAUUUGCUCUUCCUGUGGGCGGGGCCUCGUUACAUGCAGCACCGAGACGCUUUCAAACUGCGCAAAACUCUCAUCAUCUACAACUUCAGCAUGGUGCUGCUCAACUUCUACAUCUGCAAAGAGCUGUUGUUGGGUUCCAGGGCAGCGGGAUACAGCUACCUCUGCCAGCCUGUCAACUAUUCCAAUGACGUCAACGAAGUUAGGAUAGCGUCGGCUCUGUGGUGGUACUACAUCUCUAAAGGUGUGGAGUUUUUAGACACGGUGUUCUUCAUCAUGAGGAAGAAGUUUAACCAGAUCAGCUUCCUGCACGUCUACCACCACUGCACCAUGUUCAUCCUCUGGUGGAUUGGCGUCAAAUGGGUCCCUGGAGGCCAGUCAUUUUUCGGUGCGACUAUAAACUCGGGGAUCCACGUGCUGAUGUACAGCUACUACGGUCUCGCCGCCGUCGGACCGCACAUGCACAAAUACCUUUGGUGGAAGAAAUACCUCACUAUCAUUCAGAUGAUCCAGUUCCACGUCACUAUCGGUCACGCGGCUCAUUCGCUGUACUCCAGCUGCCCGUUCCCAGCGUGGAUGCAGUGGGCGCUCAUCGCCUACGCCAUCACCUUCAUCAUCCUCUUUGCCAACUUCUACUACCAGACCUACCGCCUCCGGCCGCGUUCUAAAUCACCCAAGAGCGCCUCCAACGGUGUCACCGUCUCCGCCAUGACCAACGGCUCAGCGAUGAGUGUGGAGCACGCAGAGGAGAAUGGCAAGAAACACAAGAAGGAACGAACAAAGAGGGAGUGAAGGAAGGAGAGAGGAGCGCUGGGAACUUUGCAUCGGUGGGACUGUGGGGUUUUUAAAGGGAAGUAGUGUGUGUGGGCUGUUUGUUGAUGGGCUAGAUGGUGUCUACAAAACCGAUAACUAUGCUAAGUGUGUAACUGUUAGGGGAAAAAGAGAAAUGAUUCAUGCAGAUUGACGGCUGCCAUUUUACUGGAUACGAUUUUAUUUAUUUAUUAUUUAUUUAUUUUCAGGCGUGCGCUGAUCAUCUGUUAUAAUAUUUAUUACAAUAUUCACUCUGCAUGGAUCAUCGUAAUUUUCCGCAGACGAUCCAUAAAUCUACUGCUAAUCUGUCAUGUUUAAUUUACUAUUGUAAACAGUGGCAGAGUUUUCUGAAGUGUAAUUGCGAUAUGGAAACGAUAUAUCGGCACGUGCAUGUUUAUUAAAUUAAAUCUCAGGAAACACAUCGAGAUCAGACACAAAAAUAAACCAAAGGAAAUUAUAUCAGGUUCUGUGCUAAUGUUCAGACACAACCUUAGGCAUAAUGACAUAUUUAAAUAAUUUAGAGUAAUUAGAGACACUGGUUUCCUCUGACUUUUAUUCCAGUGUGUGUGUGUGUGUGUGUGUGUGUGUGUGUUUGUGAGGCUGCUUUAACACUAGCUGUUUUGUUCACUGUUGAGGAGAAGGAAUGUGUAAGAGUAAAAGUUUCAGUAAAGUACAGAUCUUCCAAAUCACUAAUUAAGUACCUUAAGAAAGUACAGCGAUCACCGAGCACUGUUUUUGUUCGCAUCAUGCACCACAGUGAGAAUCAGAAACUUCACAUAUUAAAUAAUUUGUGUAAAUACGACCUCUGAGGGCUGAGCGUGAUCGUACUGAAGUUCACUCCAAACACACUCUUGUAGCGCUGUGUAGAUUUAGGGAGUGUUCAGCUGGAGCACUUUCUCUGAGCUGUUAUCUGGUUAGUGUACAUUCUGCUUGCUGACCUCUUAUAAGAUGAUGUUUAUUAAUGUGUAAUUAGCAGCAGAAGUAAUUUUAUUAUAAAUAAAGUAAGCAUUUAGAGCUGUAGUGGUUGAGAACUCUUUACAGUCUAUUGACCAGUGUAGUGUGUGGACUGCUGAUCUUCUUCCAGCUCGUUAGAUUUAAAAUCAAACAAUGACGAGCACUGUUGCUUUUCGUAUCUUAUUAAUUAUGUGCAGAAUAUCACCUUUAAUCUGAGAUAAUAAAGUGCACAGUUUACUUUUUUACACCUAAUGUAGUUGAUCAGUAGGAUCACUGGAGCUAUAAGGCUAAUAUUUCUAACAAGUCAUAGAAUUGUAUAGCUCUAGAUUUCACUUUUGGCGAAACUAUUACUACGUAAGCACGGGUUUAUUAAUAAUUUCCCUAAAAUAUUUGUACUCUGUAGAAAAAAAAAAUUACCUUUUGGAUGUUUAUUGGUUAAACUGAGGACAAUUCAAGUGACUAAAGAUCAACAUCGUCAUCAUUAAACCUCCGUUAGUGUUUACGCUUUACUGAAUUUUAAGAGUUUAUAGCAUAGAAAGUUUUUUCGUUCAUGUCCUUUUACGAAUAAUUUCCCCCAACAACGGAUAAAACAGUGUUACAUAACAUAAAACCUGUUAACCAAAUAAACUGUACCUAUGGCUUUAUAAGUAUUUCCACAGAUUAUUUUUGCAAGCUUUGUGUGUGUGUGUGUGUGUGUGUGUGUGUGCGCGCGUUUCUGUGGAUUUAUAUAGGAAAUGUAGCUGAAAGCUUUUUUUUCUUUUUUUAACCAUUGUUUUGAUGGAACUGCUGAAAAUAGCAAAUGUCUGCUGAUGGAAAAAAAAAAAGAAUAAACAGGAUGCCAGUGA